GCUCACUGUGUGUGUGUGUGUGUUUUCAUCAGUCCAGCCUCCUGCCUGACGAGGCAACACAGCAGAAACACAUUCGCUGCUCUUUUCUGCUCAUUUCUGCUUCUGCCGGUCGAAACCCGUCGUUAAACUUGUCUUCCCGGCCGGCAGGUUUCACCAAACGGAUCGUCCUGGUGGAUUUAGCGAGCAGCUUUGGCUCGUCAGAGCUUCAAGACGAAGUCCUAAAUGUCCACCUGCUGCAGGAGGAGUGAAACACCUGCAGCAGGUGUGUCGCUGCUGGCGCCAACAGGAUGUCCUGCUCCUGCUGCUGCUGUGUGAGUCCCGGCGGAGAGCUGCUGGAGGGGUCAAAGGUCACCAGGUGUCCACGUCUCUCCUGCAGGGACCAGGAAGAAGGAGCGGCUGGUGAGAGAGGAGGAGGAGCAGGAGGAGGAAGCAGCAGGAGGAGGAGAGGAAGAGGAGAGCAGGAGGAACAUGGACAUCUCCCUGCUCAGAGAGCAGUACAGGAGCACCAGAGAGACACAGAAGAGACACACUCAGGUGCUGCUGUUCAGGACAGUCUCAGAUGAAUUGUCAGAGGCCAUCAACAUCGUACCUGUCUCUCAGGGUUUAAUGUCGCCAUGGGAACCAAACAUACACUCGCCAUGGGCCAUAACCUCGGAGUCCCACCUGAUGACUUACGACCCCUGGCAUGUACACCUGGAUGUCCACAGGCGCUGCUGGCUCACAGCUUCAGCUUCAUCCUCUGAAACAACAAACACCAACAUCUCCUCCCGACGUUCUUCAUCUUCCCCUGAGGCCGUCGACUCCCAACAGGAUUUGGAUUCAACAUCAGAUUCACCCAUCAGCUCCAGAGCUAGGUCUCCCUUCAAGCGCACCAAAGAAGAAGACCACUUCAAUGCUGAGAAGUCCAGAGGAGAACCAGAGACCGUGUAUCCAGUCCAGGUUUCUGUCUCUGCUUUGGGGAAAGGAUCCAGAGAGGAUCAUCCUGAUGCCUCCUUCACUGAUUCUCAGGAGUGUUCAGCUGCCUCACUCUCCAGCUCUGAUGAAAGCUCCACCCCAGUCGCCUCCAUCACCUGCUCCCCCGGUGGCUCCACCACCACCCUGCAGGAGGACCUGAAAGAGGGCCAGUCCGCUGGUAGAAAAACCAGUCACGGCGUCCUGCAGUACAGCAACACCUCAGCCUGGCGGGGCUCCAGGAAGUUCACUCCCCAGACCCUCAGGUUCACCAGGCAGCUGAGUGUUGGGGGUGUGGGGUCCUCUGCGGGGGUCCACCAGGACCAGAGCUACCAGCCCUUCCCCCACAGGAAAACCCCAAGGAUCUCUGAGGCGGCCAGGAGGCUGGGGAUGUACUCGUCCUUCUGAGGACCGUUCAUCAGCCCGUCGAGGAACAAAAGACAGAUUCAGUCAGAUUUAUUUCAAAAAGUCUUUUUUUCAACAGUGUGAUUAAUUCCCCACACUUUUAUUUAUGCUGUAAGAUAACUAGCUUGCUAGCCUGAUUAGCCUCAUUAAGCUAAAUAAAAGAUGUGUACUGUGCUUGAGCUAACGAAUGCUAACGGGCUAUUUUGGUAGCAGUUGUUAAGCUUGCUACCCUAAGAGACAGGGAGCAUGUGAUUGGCCGGAAAAUGUUCACUUCAAAAUAAAAAUGUUUUGAAUUAAUAAAAA
Scatophagus argus is the source of this 1659-nucleotide messenger RNA. RefSeq lists its product as uncharacterized. The coding region runs from base 469 to 1359 and encodes 296 amino acids. NCBI's taxonomy places the organism in Eukaryota, Metazoa, Chordata, Actinopteri, Scatophagidae. The transcript has 4 exons. The record is from RefSeq and is a predicted model, not a curated record.